This is a messenger RNA of Ustilaginoidea virens, 750 nucleotides long. RefSeq lists its product as uncharacterized. The record is from RefSeq and is a predicted model, not a curated record. NCBI's taxonomy places the organism in Eukaryota, Fungi, Ascomycota, Sordariomycetes, Hypocreales, Clavicipitaceae. The transcript has a single exon. Bases 1 to 750 code for a protein of 249 amino acids.
AUGCCUUCCUUAACCACGAGAUCCGAGAGGGCCCGUCGGUCUCGGUCAACAUCUCCAAUCGGCCCGCCCAUGUCUCCCAUAACGCCUCCUCUUGCCCCGACGCAGGCUCCAGACCCUGCUCCGGCUGCAAGCACCCUGUACCCAGGGCGCCAGCUCUUGACGCACGUAUCUCAACCUUCGCAGCAAAUCGGCAUCCCCCCCCCGCCUCCCGAGCCUUUAGACUUUGACUCGAACCCUGAUGUCAUAGCCCUCAAAGCUGCCAUCUCGGUACUGCAGGUUCAGAAAAGCAGGGCCACGGGCGACAUUCAAACGCUUCAUCGGGUACGGGAAGAGGCCUUGAACGAACCAGAAGCCUUCAUACGAGACCUGGCUGCCGAAAAGGUCAGACCAAGAGACGACUCCUUAUUCGAGGCUUCCGACAGCGAUGAUGAGGGAAAACAAAGGAAACCCGGCAGACCUUGUCAGGAACCGCAUGGGAAACCCAGGGCUUGGUCUUCGCUGCCGAAGCCUCAGGACGUGGUUCGAUGCCCCCCUAUUAACUGGGCGCAGUACGCCGUUGUUGGAGAAUCACUCGACAAGCUCCAUGCCGAGCAAGUGCACCGCCCUUCACAAGGCAGCCCGGCUGUUUUCGGAUCGGCCGGCCUGUACGAAGUCAAAAAUGAAGGAAAGCAGGAGAAGUACCCAGGAGUGGCGGCGCCAUAUACUCCAGGCAAGGACAUUAUUGACCGAGACUCGAAGAGUAAGAGAUGA